AUGAAGGGGGAUCUAUGGAGUUUAGGAGAUGCUCAAUGGGCAAAGCUGGUUGGUCUUGUCAGAGAUCAGUCCUGGAAUCCUCCAUCUGUGGUUUAUUUCCUGUUCAUACAACUAUUAGCAGCUUUGGUUGCUCUUAUAGAUAUAUAUGGAAGUAGCUCUUUGCUGGAUCCCUCGAGAGACUCUUUUUUGCAGCACUUCUUUUCGUCUUUCAGAAAGAUAGGCUUGAACAUUGUUCUCCUUUACGUAUAUCAGCUUCCAUUUGAGUUCUCUACUGUGUUUCAAUGGGUUGCUGAUUUCAUUGGGCUCUACAAAAUCUCUACAAAAUCAGAAUGGUCGGAGAUUUGUGCUGGUCUUUCACUUUUACUUUUCUACUUCAUGCUUUCCUGCAUUAGAUGUGAUCUUAUGGAAAUGGAUAUACUUGUCUCUACAAGAGAAAGUAGCUUGACCGAGCAGCUUCUUCCCUCUACGCAUUCUUUUUUUAUUCAUGAAUCGAGAUCUGGUGUAAGGCACACCAACGUUUUAAUGAGGGGAGCCGUUUUCAGGAUGUUUAGUAUCAACUUUUUCACUUAUGGUUUUCCGAUCUCCUUGUUUGCUCUUUCAUUCUGGAGUUUCCAGUUUGCAAGUUUGUGCGCAUUUGGAUUACUUGCUUAUGUUGGCUACAUUCUGUGUGCUUUCCCUUCCUUGUUUCACUUGCACUGGUUAAAUGGGUUGCUUCUUGCUUUCAUUCUGUUGUGGGCCGCAAGCACAUAUGUCUUCAAUGUGGCAUUCACAGUGCUCAAUAAGAAACUACUGAAGGAUAUGGCUAUUUGGGAAACUAUUGGAUUGUGGCAUUACCCUGUACCAGGAUUCUUUUUACUUGCACAAUUUGGCCUUGGAAUUCUAGUCGCUAUGGGUAAUCUCGUGAACAGUACAGUUAUCUCAUACUUGUCAGAUGGGUAUGCAGAGACAGAUGAGAAUUGUACCAUGGAUGAGAAAGAGGAAGCAGAAGUAUUGAUUGUAGCUAUGAUAGCAUGGGGACUUCGCAAAAGCUCUCGUAUGAUAGUGCUGGCGCUUAUACUUUCCAUUGCACUGAAACCUGGUUUUUUCCAUGCUAUAUACAGCACACUUUGCCCUACUGUACAUCCUUCAGCUGAGUUUAAUAUCAAAAGCCUUGGAAGAGAAAAGUUGGUUGGCUAUGGAAAUUCUCUCACAGUUAGCCUCGGGGACUUUUUGAAGAUUGCUGGGCUUGCCUGCUUUUGUUCCAUUCAUAAUCACGGGGUUGACAUGCUCGUUUCAUUUUCAGCAAUUGUGCAGCGCACUCCCUUCCCACCAUUUGGGUGGAGCAUUCUGAAAGCUGAGCAAUGGAUAGCCCUGUAUCUGAGCGCAAUAGGGCAGAAGUUUCUCUCUACAUAUCAUUCCUGUGGAACAUAUGUUGUGUGUCUGACCAUUCUUCUAACAGUUUACAUAGUAAUACCAAAUUAUACAUCACUUGGUUACCUAUUCUUUCUUCUACUAUGGGUGAAUGGAAGACAACUUGUCGAGAAGACAAGAAGGCGCCUCUGGUUUCCUUUGAAAGUUUAUGCAGUUGCCGCAUUUAUUAACAUUUACUGCCUGAGUCUCUUUGCCAGUUUUGAAGCAUGGUUGUCUAAGAUGAUAGAUCUUUAUUCUGCCUUUGGCUAUAACCCCACUGAUUCAAUGCUGAAAAAAGUAUGGGCUUCAUUGGCUGUUUUAGUUGUGAUGGAAUUAUACAGCUAUGAGAGGAGACUGAGCAAAUCCUCGAAAUUUGAGGAUCUUGGGUCACCAGAACUUGGCACUUCUUCCUUCAUGAAACGCCUUCUGAUUUGGCAUAGCGAAAAGAUUUUAUUCCUUGCCCUAUUGUAUGCAUCUUUGUCACCAAUAAGUGCUUUCGGUUUUGUUUAUCUUCUUGGCCUGGUCAUUUGUUCAACUUUACCAAAAUCUUCUCGUCUACCUUCGAAGUUGUUCCUACUAUAUUCAGGAUGUCUUUUGAUGGUUGAUUAUAUGUUCCAGAUGUGGGGUGAGCGAGCUGAGAUGUUUCCUGGUCAAAAGCAUUCUUAUUUGUCCUUGUUCCUGGGUUUACGGUUGUUUAAGCCUGGUUUCUAUGGUUUAGAAUCAGGAUUGAGGGGGAGAGUUCUGGUUAUUGCAGCAUGUCUACUUCAGUACAAUGUCUUCCAUUGGCUAGAACAGAUGCCAUGCGAUUAUGGAAACAGAGGAAAAUGGGAGGAACCCUGUGCUUUGUUUCACUCGACGGAAGAAAAUUCAAAUGGAGUUUCCAUUUGUACCAAUGGUUGUGAGCCUGCAGACGAUGCUAGUCCAGUACUAGAAAGGAAAAAAGGAGCAGCGAGCAAAUCUAGGUCUUCUUAUAAGACAUCUUAUUUUCCGGAUCCUGCUUCCUCUGAAACAUCCAUAUUCAAGGGUGGUAGCACCACAAAUUAUUCGCACAGGUAUAUUUCGGGAAGCUUCAAAGAUUCACAUAGAUGGAAUAAAAAAUGGAUUCUUUCAUUGAGAAAGGAGAGGCUUGAUAUGCAGAAGACCACCCUGAAAAUAUAUAUGAAGUAUUGGAUGGAGAAUGUUUUUAAUCUUUUUGGCCUUGAGAUUAUUAUGAUUGCAUUACUUCUUGCUAGCUUUGCUGUCUUAAACGUCGUCUCUUUGCUUUAUAUAGCAUCACUUGCUGCCUGUGUGCUUUUACCUCGCACUGCAAUUCGAAAACUGUGGCCCAUAUUUGUUUUUUCAUUUGCUUCUGUUCUCACUCUUGAGUACCUAGCUAUUUGGUGGAAUAUGAUAUCUUGGAAGCAGCAAUCCCCCAGUGAGGCUAAAGAGCCCUGCCAUGACUGCUGGAGAACCUCCGAUCUUUUCUUUGACUACUGCAAGAAAUGUUGGCUAGAAUUUUUUGAUCAUGCGGGUAAUGUGACAUCCCAGAAUCCCAACAACAUUAAUUCAACUGAAGUACUGAUAGGAAAUGGAAUUAUAGUUGAUGAUCCCCGAAUGCUUAUUAGCUACUAUAUGGUGUUCAUGCUUGCAUGUUUCAAACUCCGUGCUGAUCACCUGUCCAGUCCCUCAGAUUUGCAAAGUUACAAACAAUUGAUGUCUCGAUGUAAAAAAGAAUCUUUCUUGAGUGAUCUCUCCUUUGAAACAAAAAGCAUGUGGACAUUUCUUGACUACCUGAGGCUUUACAGUUACUGUCACCUGCUGGAUCUUGUUCUUACUUUGAUUUUGAUCACAGGAACACUCGAGUAUGACAUUCUUCACCUUGGCUACCUUGGUUUUGCUCUGGUCUUCUUUCGAAUGAGGCUUGAGAUAUUGAAAAAGAAAAACAUAAUUUUCAAAUAUUUGCGAAUGUAUAACUUCGGUUUAAUUGUUUUUUCUCUGGCCUAUCAAUCUCCUUUUAUUGGGGAUUUCAGUGAAGGGAAAUGCGAAACAAAAGACUACGUAUAUGAAGUGAUUGGAUUUUACAAGUAUGAUUAUGGAUUUCGGAUAACAUCAAGAUCAGCACUUGUGGAGAUUGUUAUAUUUAUGUUGGUGUCACUCCAAUCGUACAUGUUUUCAUCUCAGGAGUUUGAUUAUGUGUCAAAAUAUCUUGAAGCAGAACAGGUUGAUGCCUUAGUGCGUGAACAAGAGAACAGAGCUUCUUGGAAGACUGCACAGUUGCAACACAUCCGUAAAUCUGAAGAGCAGAAGCGACUUCGCAAUUUGCAAGUGGAAAAGAUGAAAUCAGAGAUGCUUAACCUACAAAUCCAGCUUCACAGCAUGAGCGUCAAUCCGAACUUUGGUAAUACCUCUCCUGGAAGUGAAGGCCUCAGAAGGAGAAGGAUGUCUUCUCUGAAUUCUUAUAAAGACAGUUGUACACCGGACAAAGAGGAAAGUGAUUUAAAGAAGCAUGACUUAAAUAUGAGUGUUGACUGUUUAUUUCCUUUUGACUCAAACGAAUUGCCAAUUUGUGCAAGGAGUGCAACUCCACUGGGAGUGGACUUUGCAGGGCAUUCAAUGGACUCUCUUCAGGAUAUAUCUGAAAUAAAGGAGAAACUUUGUGAUAAUGAAUUUUUGAAUUUAGAUGGAGGAGAAAAGGCAAAAUGUCAAGUCAAGGAAAAUCCGUUAGUUUCAGCAGUGCAUCUAAUUGAUGAUGGAUUUUCUCACAUAAAAUCUCUGAGUAAUACGGCCGUGACCAAUCUCAUAAAUUUUUUUCAUAUCGAAUCUGAAAAAUUAGACUCCGAUGGGAAUUCCUCUGAGAACGAGGUUUAUUAUGAGUUAGAGAGUCAGAGUAUAGGGGGAGAUCCUUUGGACCAAACUUUGUCUGUGCUAUCUGACAGUGAGAGGACUAUGUCUGAUGCUCUGUGCCUACGAAUUGGUAUCAUAUUCCAUUACAUGUGGGCACAAAUGCGAUCAAACAAUGACAUUGUCUGCUAUUGUUGCUUUGUUCUGAUUUUCCUCUGGAACUUCAGUUUGCUUUCCAUGGUUUACUUAGCUGCUCUCUUCUUGUAUGCUCUCUGUGUGAACACCGGCCCCAGUCAUAUUUUCUGGGUUAUUAUGCUAAUUUACAGUGAGGUCUGUAUUUUGCUUCAGUAUCUCUAUCAAAUCUUAAUCCAACACUGCGGGUUCAGCAUUCAUGUAAGCUUCCUUCAGGAGAUGGGAUUCCCUGAGCAUAGAAUCAAGUCAUCUUUUGUUAUGAGUAACUUGCCUCUAUUUCUAGUGUAUUUAUUUACUCUUCUUCAGACUUCCAUCACUGCAAGGAAUGGUGAAUGGGUAUCAGUUACAGAAUUCAGUUCUCUUAAGCGAAGGAAUCUUUAUCAGAAAGAGUCAUUGGUAAGUUUCAGUUGUAGGAUGAGGAUACAGGAACUGCUUGUACCAGUAAAAGAUGUGUCUAAACUGAUGAUUAGAAGCCUAUAUAGGUAUUGGAAGUCAGUAACUCAUGGAGCAGAAACUCCACCUUACUUUGUCCAGCUGUCGAUGGACGUUGACUUGUGGCCUGAUGAGGGGAUUCAGCCAGACAGAAUUGAGUCAGGAAUAAACAAGUUGCUCAAAAUGGUUCAUGACAUCAGAUGCAAGGAGAAGAAAGAAAAUCAUUUCCAUUCAGUGAGCAGGCUACGUGUUCAAAGCAUUGAAAAAAGUCCAGAAAACCCUAACAUUGCUCUUGCUGUUUUUGAGGUGGUAUACGCAUCCCCUUUGACAGAACAUAUUUCAAGUGAAUGCUACAAGUCACUAACUCCCGCAGCUGAUGUAGCCAACGAAAUUUUAUACGCUCAGCAAGCCGGGAUUUUUAAAAAAAUAGGUUUCCAAUACCCCAUACUCUCGGUGAUUGGGGGAGGGAGAAGGGAAAUCGAUCUGUAUGCCUAUGUGUUUUGUGCAGAUUUAUCUGUUUUCUUUUUGGUAGCCAUUUUCUACCAAUCAGUCAUUAAAAACAACAGCGAGUUUCUUGAAGUCUAUCAGUUAGAAGAUCAAUUUCCCAAGGAGUUUGUAUUUAUCUUAAUGAUAAUCUUUUUCUUGAUUGUGCUUGAUCGUGUAAUCUACCUUUGUUCAUUUGCUACGGGAAAAGUCAUCUUCUAUCUUUGUACUCUUAUCCUGUUCACAUAUUCAGUGACAAGAUAUGCUUGGAACAUGGAGCCUUCGCACCAGCAUGCCGGAGGAUUAGCUCUUCGUGCUAUUUAUCUCACGAAGGCAAUAUCCCUGGCACUCCAGGCCAUACAAAUCCGCUAUGGGAUUCCCUGUGAAAGCACUUUGUAUCAGCAGUUUUUGACAAGCAGCGUAUCACAAAUUAAUUAUCUGGGUUUCCGAAUUUACCGUGCUCUACCUUUCCUUUAUGAAUUACGAUGUGUACUGGACUGGUCUUGCACAUCCACAUCUUUGACCAUGUAUGACUGGUUAAAGGUUCUUGAGAGCAGCCCUGAUGCAGGAAAUGUGAAGGAAAACAAUUUCCAACGGUUUGAGUCACCGAAAUAG
This is a messenger RNA of Ilex paraguariensis (yerba mate), 5931 nucleotides long. The record is from the annotation of a GenBank genome assembly. Lineage: Eukaryota; Viridiplantae; Streptophyta; Magnoliopsida; Aquifoliales; Aquifoliaceae.